AUGGCCUCAAGAAAUGUUUCUUCCAUCACAAAGUCUCAUUCACACACAAAGCAACCACAUCGCACGUGCAUGUGCUCACCUACCAAUCACCCCGGCUCAUUCCGGUGCAGUAUCCACAAGAAGCCACCACGUGCAGUGGUGGCUCGACCAUCAUCUUCUUCUUUUUCCAAUCCGAAUUAUAAUUAUUUGGAUCAUUCGUCAAUGGCCAUGGUUGCCAAGGUUAAUAUUUCAUUGAAGGCAAUUCUCCUCCAAAUUAUUAAGCACCGCUCUAGUCGCGAUCUUCAUAGGAGGAAGAAUUUCAAACCAAAGCCUACUCGUUUUUCUGUGAUGAAUCAUGUUGCAGUUUCUUGA
Messenger RNA from Trifolium pratense (red clover), 351 nucleotides. RefSeq lists its product as uncharacterized. Bases 1 to 351 code for a protein of 116 amino acids. The record is from RefSeq and is a predicted model, not a curated record. NCBI's taxonomy places the organism in Eukaryota, Viridiplantae, Streptophyta, Magnoliopsida, Fabales, Fabaceae. The transcript has a single exon.